UGACCUUGAACAGCAUGCUAUUCUACAUCCCUUUUUUUGGGGGGGGGAGUAAGAAUCAUUUUGUAUAGCUUUAGACCCUGAUAUUCUUUCCCUGCAGGCUUGAUUGCAUUAGCAGUCUCUUUUUUUAUUGGUGCCCAUAGGGUUUCAGCCCCAGUGACCUGUCAUCUGUCCCCUCACCUGCUUACAUGCUGAUUCAUUGAUGAGCUGGCAUCACAGUCCCCGCCUCCCUGUGAAUGGUCGGUGAGGUUGCAAUUGCUCCUGGAGAGGGGCUGCUGAGCUGAACCACAGUGGGUUACUACAAGUGGGAGCCGGCAGCCAAUCUAUUGCCACAGAAGAACUUGGUGACCAUCCUGAGAAGCAACCCUUUUUCCCCACCCUGUUACUGUUCUAUCCGUAUCUGGCUUUUCUAGCUUUUUAAAGGAAUUUCUGAUUCAGACACUCCCAGCUAAUUCCACAGGAGUUGUAAGGCAGCCUGUGACAUAAACUGAGACAGAAGUUUCCCCUCAGAGAUUGUCUUUUUUUUUUUUCUUUCUUUUCUUUUCUUUUUUUUUUUUUUUUAUUGGCAAAGACUCCUGGCUCUCACCAGAGGAAUACCUUGUUGCUUAAGAUGAGUGGCUGUAGAAAGCGGUGUAAACGUGAAAUACUGAAAUUUGCCCAGUACCUUCUCAGACUAUUAACAGGUUCUCUUCAUACAGACAGCGUGGAAGAUGAACUGGAGAUGGCCACCGUCCGGCAUCGGCCUGAGGCUCUGGAGCUUCUGGAAGCCCAGAGCAAAUUUACCAAGAAGGAACUCCAGAUUCUUUACAGAGGAUUUAAGAAUGAAUGUCCCAGUGGUGUUGUUAAUGAAGAAACCUUCAAAGAGAUUUACUCACAGUUCUUUCCACAGGGAGACUCGACAACGUACGCGCACUUUCUGUUUAAUGCAUUUGAUACGGACCACAACGGAGCUGUGAGUUUUGAGGAUUUCAUCAAGGGUCUUUCCAUUUUGCUCCGGGGGACAGUUCAAGAAAAACUCAACUGGGCAUUUAAUUUGUAUGACAUAAAUAAAGAUGGCUACAUCACUAAAGAAGAAAUGCUGGAUAUAAUGAAAGCAAUAUACGAUAUGAUGGGUAAAUGCACAUAUCCUGUCCUCAAGGAAGAUGCUCCUAGACAACACGUCGAAACAUUUUUCCAGAAAAUGGACAAAAAUAAAGAUGGAGUUGUUACCAUAGAUGAGUUCAUUGAAAGUUGCCAAAAAGAUGAAAACAUAAUGCGCUCCAUGCAGCUCUUUGAAAAUGUGAUUUAACUUGUCAAAAGCAUCCUCGAUCAAACAGACAAAUGUGAAUUAUUCUACCACACUUAAAGUUGGAGCUACCACUCUUAGCAUAGAUUGCUCAGCUUUACACUGAGGCAUAUUAUGCAAACAAGCUUUGUUUUAAUAUAAAGCAAUUCCCAAAAGAUUUGAGUUUUCCAGUUACAAAUUUGCAUCCUUUUCAUAAUGCCACUGAGUUCAUGGGAUGUUCUAAGUCAUUUCAUACCCUGUGACUAUUCCAAAUAGAAUCUGGCAUAUAGUUUUAUUGAUUCUCUAGCCAUGGGAUUAUUGAGCUUUCACAUUAUCAGUGAUUUUAAAAUAUCAGUGGUUUUUGCUACUCAACCGGAUGUAUUCAGCCCCAGGAUUUUAAAUGGUUUUCUAAAAUAUUGGCAUCUGCAUUUAAUUUCCAGAAAUUAAUUUUCAUGUUUGUAUGCUGUAAUUCCAUUUAUACACUAAGUAAACAAGAUUACUAUAAUUAAAAAACAAACACACAGUCCCAGUUUCUAUGGAUUUGCUGCCUUCUGUUAAAGAUACUCAUUUAUCUGGCAUUUUUUAUAACAUGAAACAAAUUAGUUCAUCACCAGAUGUCAGCAUAUGCCUAAUAAAGCUUAUUUAAUAAGCAUUUCUUAAUUUUUCAUAGUACAUAUUAUAACCAAGGCCUACAUGAUGUAUAUAAUUUUGGAUUUGUCCAGUCCUCCAGGUUGACUGUUUUCUAUUGUGUCAUUAAGUGGAGGUCCCAGAAGGUGUGGAACAAAGCAAAUAUGUUCAUAGGCAUAUGCAAAGGGUCAAGAUAUCUGCCCUCUGGUAUAUGGUAAUACUUAAUGCCAAGUAAUUCCCAACAGCAUUGAAGGCCUAUGCCAUCCCCUUUCCCUUGACUCCUUCAAGGUACUUUUGUUUUA
Molecule: messenger RNA, 2190 nt
Organism: Lontra canadensis (Northern American river otter)
Lineage: Eukaryota; Metazoa; Chordata; Mammalia; Carnivora; Mustelidae
Gene: KCNIP4
Product: potassium voltage-gated channel interacting protein 4
Exons: 8
Coding region: 608-1285 (225 amino acids)
Biological process (GO): regulation of potassium ion transmembrane transport
Cellular component (GO): voltage-gated potassium channel complex
Molecular function (GO): calcium ion binding; potassium channel regulator activity
Source: RefSeq, a predicted model, not a curated record